This is a messenger RNA of Melanotaenia boesemani (Boeseman's rainbowfish), 2656 nucleotides long. Its product is annotated as ATP-dependent 6-phosphofructokinase, muscle type-like. The coding region runs from base 88 to 2430 and encodes 780 amino acids. Gene Ontology annotation, cellular component: 6-phosphofructokinase complex; membrane; cytoplasm. Gene Ontology annotation, biological process: canonical glycolysis; fructose 6-phosphate metabolic process; fructose 1,6-bisphosphate metabolic process. Gene Ontology annotation, molecular function: fructose-6-phosphate binding; monosaccharide binding; AMP binding. Lineage: Eukaryota; Metazoa; Chordata; Actinopteri; Atheriniformes; Melanotaeniidae. The record is from RefSeq and is a predicted model, not a curated record. The transcript is spliced from 23 exons.
GUUCGCUCCCCCUCUGCCUCGCUGUGGAAACCCGCUGGCUUCCAUCUUGCACUUUGAAGAGUCUAAUGACACCUGUGUUGUCUAGACAUGUCCAAGGAUCUCCAUCCAACCAUGGAUCCCACAAAGAUGGGAAUUGGACGGUCCAUUGCUGUGCUGACGUCAGGAGGAGAUGCCCAAGGUAUGAACGCUGCAGUAAGAGCCACAGUAAGAGUUGGUCUCUAUACUGGAGCCAAAGUCUACUUUGUUCAUGAGGGUUACCAGGGCCUGGUGGAUGGAGGAGAAAACAUUCGCCCUGCCACCUGGGAAAGUGUGUCAAUGAUGCUUCAACUGGGUGGAACUGUCAUCGGCAGCGCUCGCUGUAAAGACUUCAGAUCCAGGGAGGGUCGAAUGAAGGCAGCCUGCAACUUGGUGAAGCUGGGCAUCACCAACCUUUGUGUGAUCGGAGGUGACGGCAGUCUGACUGGAGCCAAUGAGUUCAGGACUGAAUGGAGCAGCCUGCUGGUCGACCUGGUCCGAGCUGGUAAUAUUACAGAGGAAGAAGCCAAGAAAUCAUCCCAUCUGAACAUCGUCGGCAUGGUCGGCUCCAUCGACAACGACUUCUGUGGCACUGACAUGACCAUUGGGACUGACUCCGCCUUACACCGCAUCAUCGAGGUGGUAGACGCCAUCACCACAACUGCACAGAGCCAUCAGAGGACAUUCAUUCUGGAAGUGAUGGGUAGACACUGUGGGUACCUGGCCUUGGUGACGGCUCUAGCCUGUGGUGCUGACUGGGUCUUCAUUCCAGAGAUGCCACCAGAUGAGGGCUGGGAGGACCACUUAUGCAGGAGGCUAACAGACCAAAGAGCCAGAGGUUCCCGUCUGAAUGUGAUCAUUGUGGCAGAGGGAGCCAUUUCCAGAGACGGCAAACCAAUUACAUCUGACCAAAUCAAAAAGUUAGUGACUGACAGACUGGGCUUUGACACUCGCACCACUGUUCUUGGUCAUGUUCAAAGAGGAGGAACGCCCUCGGCCUUCGACAGAAUCCUGGGCAGCAGGAUGGGUGUGGAAGCAGUGAUGGCAUUGCUAGAGGCCACUCCAGACACCCCUGCCUGUGUGGUCAGCCUGUCUGGGAAUCAGGCAGUCAGAUUACCGCUUAUGGAGUGUGUGCAAGUGACCAAAGAUGUGACUGCUGCCAUGUCUCAGGGCAAAUUUGAAGAAGCAAUCAAACUCAGAGGAAAAAGUUUUGAGAACAACUGGAACACAUACAAGCUGCUGGCUCACAUAAAUCCUCCAGAUGUUAAGAGCAACAUCAAUGUGGCUAUAAUGAACAUUGGAGCUCCGUGCGCCGGCAUGAAUGCUGCAGUCCGUUCAGCAGUCAGAAUGGGCAUCAUCCAGGGUCACAACAUAUUGGCUGUUCAUGAUGGCUUUGAUGGUCUGGCUCAUGGACAGGUUGAGCCUAUCACCUGGACUUCAGUGACUGGCUGGACUGGAAAAGGAGGGUCGAUGUUGGGCACCAAGAGAACUCUUCCAGGCAAAAUGUUGGAAGAAAUCAGCCAGAAUAUUGCAAGGUUCAACAUCCAUGCUUUGGUGAUCAUUGGUGGAUUUGAGGCCUAUGUCGGAGGCCUGGAGCUAGUUCAGGCAAGAGAGAAAUACGAAGAGAUGUGCAUUCCUAUGGUGGUCAUUCCUGCCACCGUGUCCAACAACGUCCCCGGCUCUGACUUCAGCAUUGGUGCUGACACUGCUCUGAACACCAUCACCUCCACCUGUGACAGAAUCAAACAGUCUGCAGCUGGAACGAAGCGCCGCGUGUUCAUUGUAGAAACUAUGGGCGGAUACUGCGGCUACUUGGCCACCAUGGCGGGGCUGGCUGCUGGAGCUGAUGCUGCCUACAUCUUUGAGGAAAAAUUCAACAUCAGAGAUUUGGAGACGAACGUAGAGCAUCUUCUGCAGAAGAUGAAGACAACAGUGAAGAGAGGUUUGAUUCUAAGGAAUGAAAAUUGCAAUUCCAACUACACCACUGAUUUAAUCUUCAACCUGUACUCAGAGGAGGGCAAAGGAAUCUUCGACUGCCGUAAGAACGUCCUGGGACACAUGCAGCAGGGUGGCACUCCAACACCCUUUGACAGGAACUUUGGCACAAAGAUGGGUGCCAAGUCUGUUCUGUGGCUGACUGAGAAGCUCAAAGAGUGCUAUAGACAUGGUCGCAUCUUUGCUAACACACCAGACUCGGCCUGUGUUCUGGGCAUGAGGAAGAGGGCACUCACUUUCCAGCCUCUUGCUGAGUUAAAAGCAGACACAGAUUUUGAGCACCGUAUCCCAAAGUCACAGUGGUGGCUAAAAAUCAGGCCCAUCAUGAAGAUCUUGGCCAAGUAUGACAUCAAACUGGACACAUCUGAGCAUGCUGACAUGGAGCAUAUCAUCAACAAGAGGGGUUCUCACAGAAAGUAAAUGUCUGCAGCCUUAUGAGAACCAUCAUGGCCAGUCAGGGGGCAUUUUCUCUGUUCCAUUACUAAAUUAUUUUACAUUUCCAACAACUUGUCUUUGCAACUUGAUAAAAGAUUUGCUGUCGCUUUUUCCUUUCCUAAAUCUUUUCUGUCUCGUAGAAACUCAGUAUUUGCAACUAUUUAAACAACUUCAGUUGUCUUCAAGAAACUGAUUAAAGACAUAUUUAAAA